GACCCACCCCCGGCGGCGUGGGGCGAGGGGGGCGCCCCCGCCUUGACGUCAGGAGAAGGGUUUAUAAAGGCGGCGGGAGGCGAGGAGAUCCCCAACGCCGGAGCCGAGCCGCAGCGGAGCCGCCAGCGCCGACCCGCCGCCUCCUCUCCGCGCCCGACCCGCCGGCGAGAUGCUGUCGUGCCGCCUUCAGUGCGCCCUGGCCCUGCUCUCCAUCGCCCUGGCCCUCGGCACCGUCUCGGCCGCCCCCUCGGACCCGCGGCUCCGGCAGUUCCUGCAGAGGUCCCUGGCUGCCGCCGCCGGGAAGCAGGAACUGGCCAAGUACUUUUUGGCAGAACUGCUCUCAGAGCCAAGCCAGACAGAAAAUGAAGCCCUGGAGUCUGAGGACUUGUCCCGAGGGGCUGAGCAGGAUGAAGUGAGACUGGAGCUGGAGCGCUCGGCUAACUCAAACCCCGCUCUGGCGCCCCGGGAACGCAAAGCGGGCUGCAAGAACUUCUUCUGGAAAACUUUCACAUCCUGUUAGCUUUUGAAACCCACCUCUCCUCCCCAUUCAUCCCUGCCUUCUUCCUAGCCCCCGCCCUGAGCAGAACCUUCACCACAGAGGCGAAGACUGUAAAUACACAAUCCACGGUUAUGGUGAAAUUAAAGAAACAAGGAAAAUUUGAGUUUGAUUUCCAGUUGUUUUAAUAAAACUUUCUGUUCCAAUUGUACACAAUUUGCUUGAGUUGUGAUUUCUGACUAGUUCUUCAAUGACAUGCACUCUGCAACUCUUUCAGAUGUACUAUUUUUAAUUCUUUGUUGCAAUAAAGUUUAUGUUUCAAACGGUAA
Molecule: messenger RNA, 825 nt
Organism: Strigops habroptila (Kakapo)
Lineage: Eukaryota; Metazoa; Chordata; Aves; Psittaciformes; Psittacidae
Gene: SST
Product: somatostatin
Exons: 2
Coding region: 170-520 (116 amino acids)
Biological process (GO): regulation of cell migration
Cellular component (GO): extracellular region
Molecular function (GO): hormone activity
Source: RefSeq, a predicted model, not a curated record